Lathyrus sativus (Indian pea) is the source of this 1467-nucleotide messenger RNA. NCBI's taxonomy places the organism in Eukaryota, Viridiplantae, Streptophyta, Magnoliopsida, Fabales, Fabaceae. The record is from the annotation of a GenBank genome assembly.
AUGGAAGACGGAGCAGUGUUUAAAUAUGAAAAGGUUUCGUCAUUCUUCACGUGUGUUUUGUGUGAUCGAGUUUUAAGGAAUGCCACCGUAAUUUCUGAAUGCUUGCAUACUUUUUGCAGGGAAUGUAUAGAAAGAAAGAUAGUAGAUGAGAAUCUAAACCAUUGUCCAACAUGCAAUGUAGACUUGGGUGGUUCUCCAUUAGACAAACUAAGGACAGAUAAGAAUACGAUGGCACUGAUUAGUAAAGUUCUCACCUCUACAAGAAAAUAUUUUGAGACAAAUGAAAAUGUUGUUUCAACUCAAGUAGUUACCAAUAAAAGGAAGAACUCACAAUCCUCUUCGCAAUCCAAAGCGAAAAAGGCCAAAAGAGAUUCAAAGAAAUUUAAGAAAGAGGUAAAAAAAGGAAAGAAGAUUCUACAAGAGCCAAGGCAGCUGCAGGAAGAAGUUCUUAUCACUCCACAGGCACCAAAAACUCAAGCUUCUGAAAUCGCUGUUGCUGCGGAUGUUAAGAAUGACGCGAAACAGCAACGCGGAAUAGAAAUUUUGGAUGAAGUUUCUACAAUUCUAUCUGCUAGAAAAGCAAAAAAUGUGGCAAGAAAAAAGUUUAUCAGAACUGAAUUAGAUUCUACUUCUCAGCCUGACAAAGUCACGUCUGAUGGAAAGAAAGACGAUUUCUUCCCUCGGCUUGAAACAUUCACCGAGACUCCAAAAAUCAGAUUUAAGAGUUCUUCAAAACCAGAAUCAUCAAACCAGAAAUCAGUGUUGAAGAAUGUUUCAAGUGACAAAGCUGAGAUAAGGAAAGAAAAGGCUGCUGCUGUUAGCGAGCCGUUGAAUUGGUUUGUGGAAACUGCGAACGCGGACAAGUCUCUUAACGACUCCACCCUGCAAGGAAAUGGUGUCAUUCCAAUGCUUGUGGACUCUAGUGACAACGACAACUCUCGUAGCGUGUCUAAGGUUGAUGUUAACAAGCAUUGUAGCCACCAAACAGAAGCUGGUGGCGAUCAAAACGAGUCUGGUCCAUCUAAAUCUAGUUCCUUGAAGUUUAAGAUUAAAAGGGUGGACACAAACCAAGAAAAAAGAGUGAGGUUUUCUGAGGACUUGAAUCUUCCUGCACCACCUGAAACUGAAACCAAAAAAGAAUUUGGUCCUUUUUGGUUCUCCUUGAUCGCUUCUAAGGAUCGAGAACUCGGUCCGCUGCCACAAAUAUCUUCUCAUUACUUAAGAGUCAAGGAUGGAAGUUUAACUGUUUCGUAUAUCAAAAAGUAUCUUGUGCAGAAGCUUGAUCUUGCUAGUGAAGCUGAGGUGGAGAUUUUAUUAGGAGGGAAGCCAGUUUAUUGUUCAAUGCAGGUGCAAAACCUGAUGGAGAUGUGGUUGGAAACAAUGUCAAAGAAAGAAAUGAUUGAGACAUCUGUUGGAAGUUCUGCUGAGGAUUUUGUUAUGGUCCUUUCUUAUGGUAGAAAGGUUUGA